AUGUCUGAUAGUGACCACGCCGACUACGGGAAUCCAAAGGAGUCUUUAAGUGGCUCUGCUGAUCUGAGGCGCAACGCCUACAGCAUUCACAAAGGAAAUCAAGAAAAGAUGGGCCCUACAGAUGUUUACCAGUAUUCACAGGUUUUACAACUGGAACACGCAGUCACCAAUUUCCUCAACUACUUUAACAAAAUAAUUCAGCUCUCUCCGAACUACAAGGUAUAUCUGGAAAAUGUUGACGCAUUACAAAAUACGAGAGUCGAGAUUCUGCCAGCAAUGCUCAGACAUAAGCUCAAGUGCGCUGCAGAACUGGCAUCUUUGAAUGAACUCGGAAAAUUGCCGUUACUUAACGAACUUAACACUUACGAGGAGAAGUUUUCUAGCACAGACAGAAAACCGGUUUUGCAAGAGCUGGAGGAAAAUGACAUCGAGAAACUAUCUGCUUCGGUCAAUAAUGAGAUGGUCAAACACUGGAGCGAAGUUUCUCAGAAAGCACAGGAGGAUGAUGAAGACGAAGAGGAUGAUGGCUACGAGCCUGACGAGACCAAAAAAAAGUGGCCCCCAAAAUUGCCAGAAAUAAAAAACUCAGCUAUAAAGGCCCGUGUCUUCAUUCACAAAUCUAUCAUCAACGACAAGCUAUAUCUAUCUGAGCAUGACAUGAUUAAGGCCCACAAUGAACGUUUAGAAUUUCUAGGUGAUUCCAUUUUGAACACCACCAUCACAAUGAUCCUUUACAAUAAAUUUCCCCACCUCAGUGAAGGUCAACUUUCCAAACUCAGAAUGAAGCUUAUCAGUAACGAACGCUUGAAAAAGUGGUCGUUCCUUUACAAGUUCAACGAGAAAUUGAGGACAAACAUAGACAAAACUUGUGAAACCAGUGAAUUUAAGCAGGGCAAACAAAAGCUUUAUGCUGACGUAUUCGAAGCUUAUAUUGGUGGCUUACUGGAAGACGACCCGAAGCACAAUUUGCCCAGGGUGCGGAAGUGGUUGAGUAAGCUUGCCUUACCAGUAAUCGAAGAGGAGAUCAAGAAAGACGACGAUCUCGAUCUAACGGAGGUUGACGUAAACGCCAAGAAGACAUUGUACUCUUUGAUAGGCUAUGCCGCCCUGAACUUACACUACAAACCUAUUCAAAAGCCAUCUUUCGAGAACCCAAUCGCUUUGGUGGAAUGCCGCAUCAAAGAUGGAACGAUUUUAGGAGUGGGGAAGGGAAGAAAUAUCAAGAUAGCAGGUAUGAGGGCAGCUCAACAAGUCUUACGCAACAAACCGCUAAUAGAGAAAUACGCAGCUUUUCGGGCUGCUGUGCCAAGAUCAGACUCAGUCGUAAAAACAUUGGCAGGCAGUAAGAGAUCCACGCCUGGCGAAGAAGGACCAGAGGAAGAAUACGGGGACGCCUACCCAGCCAAGAAAACGGAUCUUCGUACUCAAAAUCAGUCACUAGACGCAUCGACCAGUCGAAUUAUUCCCAACGAGGACGGCUCCCUGAGCCUUAUAUAG
Molecule: messenger RNA, 1497 nt
Organism: Lachancea meyersii CBS 8951
Lineage: Eukaryota; Fungi; Ascomycota; Saccharomycetes; Saccharomycetales; Saccharomycetaceae
Source: the annotation of a GenBank genome assembly